Eufriesea mexicana is the source of this 3518-nucleotide messenger RNA. It is a transcript of the gene mnb, whose product is annotated as minibrain. NCBI's taxonomy places the organism in Eukaryota, Metazoa, Arthropoda, Insecta, Hymenoptera, Apidae. Gene Ontology annotation, biological process: peptidyl-serine phosphorylation; peptidyl-threonine phosphorylation; protein autophosphorylation. The record is from RefSeq and is a predicted model, not a curated record. The transcript is spliced from 8 exons. Gene Ontology annotation, molecular function: ATP binding; protein serine/threonine kinase activity; protein serine/threonine/tyrosine kinase activity. The coding region runs from base 17 to 2089 and encodes 690 amino acids.
UAAGGGUGCCGCUGGUAUGGAGUAUGAAAGCGUCGGGGGCGGAGGCGGUGGGGGCCGUGGGGGUGUCCAACCAACCUCUGCAGGUGCGAGGGGUAUGGCGGGAACAGACACUACUGAUGCUGCAUGGCACAAACAUGAACAAAUGAUCCUUAUGGAAUCCAGGCAUAAGCAACAAUUAAGCGGUAGAGCGGGUGCGGGUGGAGGCGGUGGCGCGCCCCUUUACGGUCGUCUGGUAGCUGAGGAGCCAUUACCACCCACAGUAUGUGGGGGUGCCGGUACCGGUGGCGGUACCGGUGGGGUCCCGCAAGAAACCCCCGCGGAUAUACACGCCAUGCAAGCCAGGAUACCCCAUAGGUUUCGUGAUCCAGCUACGGCACCCCUUAGGAAACUCAGUGUAGAUCUCAUCAAAACUUACAAGUACAUCAACGAGGUUUAUUAUGCUAAGAAGAAGAGGAGGGCGCAACAGAUGCAAGGAGAAGAUGGUUCCCAUAAAAAAGAAAGAAAAUUCUACAACGAUGGCUGGGAUGACGAUAAUCAUGAUUAUAUUAUCAAGAAUGGGGAAAAGUUCCUCGAUCGUUAUGAGAUCGAUUCGCUAAUAGGUAAAGGCAGUUUUGGCCAAGUAGUAAAAGCGUUUGAUCACGAAGAACAAACGCAAGUGGCAAUAAAAAUUAUCAAGAACAAAAAACCUUUUCUAAAUCAAGCGCAAAUCGAAGUGAGGCUAUUGGAAAUGAUGAACAGGGCGGAUACCGACAACAAAUAUUAUAUAGUUAAGCUAAAGAGUCAUUUUAUGUGGCGAAAUCAUUUAUGUCUGGUAUUCGAACUGUUAUCGUAUAAUCUAUAUGAUCUACUUAGAAAUACGAAUUUUCGAGGCGUGUCGUUGAACUUAACAAGGAAGUUUGCACAGCAACUGUGUACUGCCCUUUUGUUCCUGUCUACACCGGAAUUGAACAUCAUUCACUGUGAUCUGAAACCCGAAAACAUACUUUUGUGCAAUCCCAAACGAAGUGCGAUAAAAAUAGUGGAUUUUGGUAGUUCGUGUCAACUUGGACAAAGGAUAUACCAGUAUAUUCAAUCUAGGUUUUACCGAUCUCCCGAAGUCUUAUUAGGAAUACCUUAUGACCUUGCGAUAGACAUUUGGAGUCUAGGAUGUAUUUUAGUUGAAAUGCAUACGGGAGAACCUCUAUUCAGUGGGUCCAAUGAGGUCGAUCAAGUGAAUAAAAUCGUAGAAGUACUAGGAAUGCCACCGAAACAUAUAUUGGACCAAGGGCACAAAGUGCGGAGAUACUUUGACAAAGUCCCCACGGAUGGCUCGUAUGUGCUGAAAAAGAUAAAGGAUAAAAAGUACAAACCUCUUGGCACAAGACGCUUACAUGAUAUCUUAGGUGUCGAAAGCGGAGGCCCUGGUGGUAGAAGGAUAGGUGAACCUGGUCAUUCAGUUUCCGAUUACCUCAAAUUCAAAGACUUGAUCCUGCGAAUGCUGGACUUUGAUCCGAAAACAAGAGUGACACCGUAUUAUGCACUUCAGCACAAUUUCUUUAAGCGUACAGCCGACGAGGGGACCAACACGAAUAUUGCUGCUGUCAACAGUGCUAACACGAGCCCGGCAGUAGUAUUGAUGAGCCAAGAUCAUGGACUGGCAACCGUGUUAGGACAGGGAAGCAACAACAGUGGCAAUCCGAUGCAAAUAUCAAGUCUCCCUGGUGGCUAUCAGUCAAUGGAGUGCGAGUCAUCGCCUCGUCAUUUGGGGAAUCGACGCGUCGUAACAACAAACUAUCCGUCAACUUCGGCCACUGGGGUGUCUGCAUCCGGGGCGAUGUCCAUGCAAUCUGUAGACAGUUCCCUGAUACAAAGCUCUCUUGGAUCGUAUAAUAGCCUAAUUCUCCCUGGUAUACCCCAUCUGCCUGCGAUGAUGACCUCACCAAUGAUUCAGCAGCAGAACUUUUACAAUUACGGUUAUUCGACGACUGAUGCGCACGGAAUAGUCAGACAACCGUCGACAGUCUCAACCGGUAAACAGAGAGAUCCGGAAAGAGAAGACAGUCCUAUGGUUGGAGUAUGCGUCCAGCAGAGUCCAGUUGCUAUUCACUGAAACGAAUAAAAGUAAAAUAAACUACGACGACAGUCGAAUAUACGUAUUGUCGUCGCGAUAGCGGUACCGUCAAAAUAUAUAUUAGGUGAUUAUAUAUACUGUAUAUACAAAGUUCAUGACGAUACCGCAAAACCUAUCGUACUGUUUAAUGAAAAGAAGAAAAAAAGGAGGGAAAUAAGAACGGGCAGUAGGAAAUUUGAAGCCCUUCCCUGCUGUGUUGCUUUGCAUUUCGUCGUUUUGUUGGCUAUGAGGAACACCUUGAGAUGAAAGCACUACAAAUAUAGCAUUACUGUGUAAACGUGUUGAAAAAAAAGCUAUGGUCAUUAGUAAAAGUACACUGCUUCAAUUAAAAAGCUUAAGAAAAAAACGAAACAUAUAAAAGACAAAACUUAACAAAGUAACUCGUCGUCCGAGAAUUUCUUUGUUUGUUUAUAAGAAAAAGAGGCUUUAAAAAUAUAUGAGCAGCUUCUUUAAAGGAAAAAAAGACAAAAAAAGGGAAAAAAAGAAAAAAAGAAUAAGAGUGACAAAAAUUCAACUGAAAAAUAGACUUACGAAGAAAUGCAAAGGAAAACACGAGGGAAGCUUCCUUUUUUCCAUUAUUUUUUCUUUCCCUUCUUAGUUUUUUAUUUGUGUAUCUUAAGAAGCCGACUGGUCUUACAUUGGGCACGGAUAUACCGCGUCCGGCACAGAAGCUUAUGAUACUUUGCUUAUGAGGACGGACAGACAAACAUGGUCUAGUGAGGAUGAACCCAGCUGGCCUCUCGGGUCCUGCCCGAUUCUGCAAACACUCCAAAUGCUUUAGUCGCGUGCGAACGUCGUUAACAAAUUUUGACACCCAAACUGUGUGGCCUAGAGAGCGAAAAGUGAUAAUUACUAUUAUUAAAAAUGCAUUAAACAGGAGGAAAAGUAAGAAUUACCAGUGUAAGCAUAUACUCCAAUAGAGUUUUAUACACAAUGUCACGAAUGUAAACGGUUUAGCAAGUAAUUGCUAGCAAACAGUCGCGUCAAAUGCUAGUUAUUUGUACAAUAUACAUAGAUAAAUGAUAAGAGUGCAGCUUUAGGAUUUAGCUUUUAAGUGUGAAAGAGGAGGUCGAACACUCACAUUGUAAACUCGACUCUUUUAUUUACUUUGAUGAACAGAAAAGAGGACGUUGCAAACGUCAGUUUGUUGUCGAUAAAGAACUUUAAACAAACGAGGUUUGCAUGAUUUAACAACAAUACAUAUUUAUACAGAAGACAGUAACAAGAAAGUUAAAAGGCAGUAUACACGUAAGAGUGAUCAAGAUGAUAUAAUCAUACAAAAACCUAGGUACUUUAUAAUAAACGAUACGCGCGUACUCAUAUACAUAUGUUUCCAAUGGCAGUCGUAAUUGAUUUUUGCCGUUUCACUUUGGUAAUUGUAACGUUAUUUAUAUUAUAUUAAUAUACC